Molecule: messenger RNA, 4338 nt
Organism: Liolophura sinensis
Lineage: Eukaryota; Metazoa; Mollusca; Polyplacophora; Chitonida; Chitonidae
Exons: 22
Coding region: 350-4153 (1267 amino acids)
Biological process (GO): signal transduction
Molecular function (GO): protein binding
Source: RefSeq, a predicted model, not a curated record
UUUAUGACGGCGGUGAUAAGGCGAUUUACUCUUCAAAUCCGCCUAAGUGGACAAUAGGAAUCAACACCUGAGAACUUGAGAGGUGUUGCCAGAAGGUGUUGACAACCAGGAGCUUGGCUGUGUCAUGUUUACCCGCAAAGUAAUAAUAACCAUUGAGCAUGUCUAGUUCAGAGCUCAUCGUCAGUGUGAAGCUGGGCUCAGCUGUGAAGGUCUUCAUCUCUGCUUUGAUUAGCUGGCUCUCCUGAUGUCCGUUCAUCUAUAUGUGUACACCUAUGGUGCUCCAUGCUGACUUAAGCCAUUGUGGACCAAGUACAUGUAGCAUGUUGGCCUCUGCAAAGCUGUCUGCAAUAUGCGAUUCCACCAUGUGCAUGGAGCAUCUAUAUUGUUAUCCGAUGACAGCAGCUCUGCUCAGCGCAGUGAGAAACACUUCUGUAACGGUCUUGUGUUUAGCGAUCAAGCUGUCAAAAUCCUCCAAAAGGUGUGCGUGGAGCUAGGCUGUGUGACCACAUGGAGUGGGGGCCUUCGGGUAGGGGUCACAACGGUUGACCCCGGAACCUUGAAACCGUCUGACCUCCCAAAAUAUGCAUUCCCAGAUUUGACCGAUCGUGAUGGAUAUUGGUUUUGUUCGCUGAGCGAGGCAGAGUUAGACACAGGUACCAGGGUUAACCUUUAUGUUGACAGUGGAGGACACUUACAAAUCUUCAUCAACAGUCAUCAUAGAGGUGUCUUUCUGAGUCAUUUACCCACAAACAGGCCGCUCUGGCUGGUGUUUGACAUCUAUGGAAAUACACAGUCGGCAAAAUUUGUACGACCUGAUGACGCACCUACAGAAAUCCUUGCCCGGGGACCUGAUGCAGUACGUGCGUACGAAGAGGCUUGUACUUCAGGUGUCCAAUCACUGUUCAGGACACGCUUGAUGCUGGUGGGUCAGGAUGGAGUUGGCAAAACAAGUCUGCGGAGGGCUCUAGUUGGGCAGAAGCAUCGGGAGAAUGAGAAAAGCACAGAUGGCAUUGAUCUGUCAGCUUCCUGCUCUUUUAACCUCCGAGACAAGACAGCCUGGAGACUGGCCAUCCAGGGGCAGACAACUACUGACAGGCAGGAGGAGGAGGGGAAAUCAAACUCACAAACAGGUGUGCGAGAGACAGCGGAUGAAGAGUACCACAAAGCUAUAGCCACUAACAUUGUCCAUGAACUGCUGUAUCAGAGACGUGUAUCACAGGAGGUUGCGCGGAAACAAUCCUCUAAACAGCACCAGUGGUCACCUGCUAAACCCCGGAGUACAUCACCAGCAAAGACCCUUCCUCAGCAGCCUGGUGUUUCCCGUGACAAAGCACGCCUGUUAUCCAGAUCAUCCAGUGCCUCGUUGACUUCUGACCUCUCUGUUCCGCCUGAGUUGAUUCGCUCUGUUCCUGACAGAGUUGUCCAGCUUGUGCAGACCAUGCUGGAACAGAGGAAGCGUUCUAGCACAGCCUCAGGGAGAGUCAGCAGGGAGAAUCGUGGCAAAGAAAUCCUGCUGAAUAUAUGGGACUUCGCUGGCCACGCAGUGUACUAUACCACCCAUCAGGUGUUUUUAUCUUCAAGAGCUGUUUAUGUGAUAGUAUUUAAUUUGUGCCAUAACUUAGAUGAAACAGAAGAUGAAAAUGAGGGAAAGGAGUGCAGUGGGAAUGAGUUCUCCACAGUUGGGUACAUGGAUUUCUGGAUGAGAUCUAUCCAUGCCCACGCCGCUGACAAUGCUCGGCAGAGUGUGGACCAGAGCAUGUUAUCUCCCCCUAUCUUUGUUGUUGGGACGCAUCGGGACUCUUUACAUCCAGAUCCUACAGUACGACAAAAUAUGGUAGAAGAAAAGUUCCACCAACUCGAGCUUUACAUCAAAGAUAAACCGUAUGCCAAACACAUCAUCACCCCGUUCUUUGCUGUAGAGAACAGUUUAGAGGGAGAAGAAACAGUGUCUGAGUUACGACACGAGAUAGAAGAGGUGUCCUCCAGGGAGCCGUACAUGGGAGAACAGAGACCGCUGAAGUGGCUCAGGUUUGAACACAGGCUGGAGGAGCUGGUGGCAGAGGGCUCACACUACGCUACGUACGACCAGAUAGAGGAUAUAGCCGGAGAAGAGGAGAUCACCAGUGACACUGAGGUGAAGACCAUGUUACAGUUCUACCACGACUUGGGCCUGGUCAUAUACUACGGGGGGUCGGGUGCAUUAGACAAUCUGCUGAGGAACACUGUGAUACUCAACCCUCAAUGGCUCAUCCACCUGUUGAAGCGGAUCAUUGCUGCCACAGAGGUCAAAGAUAAGACAUGGUUGUCAUUGGCGUCUGAUUGGCAGAAACUGGAGGAUUGUGGGAUACUCCAAGAGUCUCUUCUAGAUUAUCUGUGGCAUGACGUUCUGGACCAGAAGUUUGUUCUCCUCAGUCUUAUGGAGAAGUUUGAUCUGCUGUGUACGAGGCCACAAGUAACCUCUAUGAUCGAUCAGUAUGGAGCAAGUUAUUACGUGCCAGUCAGGUUUAAGCCAUAUGAAGAAGGGAAAAGUUUGUAUUGCCCAAACCCCAAAGAUGUGACGUUUUACCUGGAUUUUAAUGGAUUCCUCCCGGAUGGCUUAUUCCACCGUAUCCUCACACGAGCUAUCCGCUGGUCUCAGGACCUGGGAGGAAUGGAACUGGAGCUCUACAGAAGAGAGGCACGCUUCUUUCUGGAUGCUGACCACGAUUUUUUCUUGGAAAUGUGUCCACGUCCAUACUGUAGGAUAAAGGUUGCUGUGGUGAAUGUCCGUGAGACCAGUGAUACAGAGGACGGUGAGGGAAACAAAGAUGUGCUAUCUCCCAACCCCAAAGCUUGUGCCAAAGUAAGGAACUUCUUGGAGUCGACUCUGUCAGACCUGAAGGCCAUGUGGAUGAGGAGGUUAUACUGCCGGGCCAGCGUGGAGUGCCCCUGCGGGAGGGUCUGUAAGCUCCACAACAACUCUGCCUGUCAGCUUAACCCUUGUAUACACUUUCUGGAUUUAGAUGAAUGUUUGGCAAACAAGGUGGUGUUGUGUGAACACCGUCGUGUGAAGACAAACAAGUUCACAAAGUGGUUUCCUGAGCCCAUCCACUUGGGUUCCCAUGGGCCAGUGCUGCCGAGUAUAUUCUUGGAGGAGACCCAUGGGAAUAUAGAGAAGCAAUGUCCAAACCUGCCGUCCUGGGUAAAGGGAGCGGCCAAACUGCUGAAUGGGGGACUGGAAGACCAGGACUGGCUGUCUCUGGCCAAACAGUUAGGGUACAAGCAGGCCAAGCUGGAUAAGUUCAAUGAUGACUUAAACCCAGCCCUGGCGCUGCUGACAGACUGGAUCCUGACCAGUGGGAACACUGCUCUGUCUGUGGAUGUCCUCAUCACCUACCUUGAGCAGAUGAAGAGAGAAGAUAUCGUGGAGGCCAUCCAGGCCGGCCAAGAGAGGGACUCUGAUCCUGCCCAGAUAUUCAUCAGCUACCAGUGGGACAGCCAGGAGGAGGUGCAAGCACUAAGGGACCGUCUGGAGAGGACUGGCUUCACCUGCUGGAUGGACAUUGGUCAGAUGGGAGGAGGUGACCAGCUCUACACCAAAAUUGACAUGGGGAUACGACAAGCCAAGGUUGUGCUGGCCUGUGUCAGUCCAAAAUACAUCGUAUCCCAUUAUUGUAACCGUGAGUUAAGUCUGGCUGAUCUGGUGCAGAAGCCCAUUAUCCCAGUGGUCUUUGAUCUGGUCACAUGGCCUCCACCAGGGGGAAUGUCACUCGUCUUCUCCCAGCUUGUCUACAUCAACAUGAAAGGUGUUGGCGGUCAUGGUGGCUCAGGGGCACAUGCAGAUUUGGAGGACAAAUAUAAUGAGAUCAUUCAUCGAAUCAGCCAGUAUGCUGAGCCAGCACAGACGCCGCGUCAUCCAACAUCCGUUUUGAAGGACAACUCUAAGAUAAUGGCGGAAAACUCCUACACCAGCAUCGCUGACACCAUCGGGCCUUUCUCAGGAUUCUCACCCCAGGGAGCUCAAGGGAAUCCGGCUCAGACUAUACCCUCACUAGAAGUGCAUCGCUCAAUGUCGCGCUUGUCAGGGUCGCGCGCCAGUGCUGACACCACCAUACCCCCACCGGUGGUAGAGCGUGUUCACGUGUCGAAAUGUGGGGUGUGCUCUAUACUGUGAUAAAUCAGACGUUUUCUCUACUCUUUAGUAGCCGUAUCGGUCAGGGGUACAUUAGUGGGAACAACUGUACGCAUGGACCACUCACACACACGUUGUUAUAACAAGUCUGUUUUUAUUAAAUAAUUUAAAAUAAAUGUAAAAAGCAUGGCAUACAAAUUUUACAUCUGAAAAUGACUCAUUAUCAA